AUGAAAUCAUUCACCCACAGACUUGUGCGGGUUUUAUUCAGAAUAGCCGCUCUUUGUUCCUUAGUCGCAAGUUAUGAAGUGCGCUCUGUUAACACGGCAUGGGGUGUUGUGAGAGGAGAGCUGGUGCACCCGGAUGGAGCCGAUCUGGCACCCGUCACACAAUUUCUUGGUGUACCCUACGGUGUAGCUCCCUCCGGACAGUUUCGCUUCAAUAUGGCUAUAUCAGCUGCAAAAUGGACGCAUCUGCCCAAAGAAGCCCGAAAACUGGCUCCAGCCUGUAUUCAAACACAACUUCCUGAACUCAGUGAAACAAGGGCUUUUAAACAAAUGUCAGCUCAACGAUUCGACUAUGUGCAUCGAUUACUUCCAAAAUUAAAACUUCAAUCUGAAGACUGUUUAUAUAUGAAUCUUUUUGUGCCGGAACGAUUAGAUCGAGGCAUAAAAGAAGAAAAGAUCAGUGAAAAAAAUAUACGCGAAAAGAAAUUUGCCGCAGCGCUUUUCGGGAAAAUUAUCAUGUUUCGUAGAUCAAACCACACCAGCGGACAAAUUUUAGACCAAAUGUGA
Messenger RNA from Cooperia oncophora, 564 nucleotides. Lineage: Eukaryota; Metazoa; Nematoda; Chromadorea; Rhabditida; Trichostrongylidae. The record is from the annotation of a GenBank genome assembly.